Symbiodinium natans is the source of this 1767-nucleotide messenger RNA. NCBI's taxonomy places the organism in Eukaryota, Dinophyceae, Suessiales, Symbiodiniaceae. The record is from the annotation of a GenBank genome assembly.
AUGCCGCUGGGCCUUGUCGAGCGCGCGCACCAUGAGAACCCACGGUACGAGUCCCUAGCCCACGUCCGGCCCACCGUUGACUGCGGGCCACCCAAGGCCCUGGCGCGCCCGCCUCGUCCCCCGGCCUCGUUCACCGCCCGGAGAGAAGCGCAGGUAGAAGCAGCGGUGAACGACAUCAAGAUGAUUGAGAACAUCGCACGGGAGAUGGCACGACCUCCUUCUCUGUCGGUGCUGGAGAGGAAGGGUCCCAUGAGCUUGAACACAAAUCAACGGCGAAAGGAGCUCCAGCGGAUCGACGUGGAGAACCAGCGCCUUCUCAAGCGCUUGGAGAGUCAGAAGUCCGCCUACUCCCGCCGCGACCACAAAAGCAGCUACGAGCAGAGCCGGCGCCACGCGCGGCUUGCCCGCGCUCAUCGGAGCAACUCGCCCCGUUCCUUGCCGCCCCUACCAUCGCGCAGGCGCGACUCAGGGGCGUUGCAAACACCGCGUUCGGAUGGUGGACAGCGGGAGGAUACCGAGGCCAAAAUUGGCAUCCCGGAGGGCCUGGAGGCAGAGGAUACCGAUGGGCCGGAAGAUUUGCUGGAGGGCCCUGUGCGAUCCAGGUCGCUGCAGCCGAAUCUCCAGCAAGAGAAGAUUGAAGCUCGCAUCCACAGCCGCGACGCUCGCGCUCCCCGCCACGUCUCGCCCACCGCUGCGAAAGCUCGCGGCGCAGCGCCGGCGCCGGCCGGGGCCCGUGCUCCCGCUCAGUCGCGAGUUAGCCUGCCUCGCUUGCCACAGUCGCAGUCAAGAGGCAGCAGCCCUCAGCCUCCUCGCGAGCGAAGUGCACCACCAGGCCGGCGGGCAGCACAGCCGGUGCCUAACAAGGGCACCGCUGCGCAGCGAACGUCGGCGUCGGCCCGACCUGCAGUUCGACGGGAAGGAGCCUCAGAGUCCCGGAGCGAGGCUCCCAAGGCGAAGCCUGAGUUGCCGGCGACUCCACAUUCGCCGCAGAAGCAGGUCAACGCCCCAGCCUCCCCUGCGCCCGAGGAGGCCGAGCCGCAAGAGGCGGCGAUACCUGAGGCUUGGGAGGAGCCCUGCUCUCCAGCAGACGCCACAACCGUGGAAGAGGUUCCAGAGGUCGUGGAGGACGAGGACGAACCAUCAUCGCCCUCCUCCCUGCCUCCCGCUGAGCCCAUAAGCACCACAGAGUUUGUGGCGCAGCCCAGCGCGAGCAGUGCGAGCAGCGCAAGCAGCGCAGCAGACACUCAGGGGGAGGCGCCCAGUGCCGUCAGCCCAGGAAAGUGUGGCUUGCCAAUAGAACCCGCACCACUCGCGGACGAGGAGGUGGCAGACUCUGGCGACGAGGCCUAUAGCGAGGAUGAGGACUUCUGCGACGAAGCGGAGGAUGAAAGCACUCCGAUGUCCCCAGGCAACAUGACGGGCCGCAGCCGCAGCGAUGCUGCAAGUGAUCAGGAGGCCCCGACACCAGAAGGCGCUGAGCAGGCCAUUGAGGAGCAUUCCAAGGCACUGCAGCCGGUCCAGAGACCUUCCGAGAACAGCGCCCUGAGCCAGGAGUCGGCCUCGCAACUACAGGCACAUAGCCUGGCCACGAAGGCCCUGUCGACAUCCUUGUCGGCCCUCGUGCCUGGCAACGAAGGCCCGGAGGCACCGAGUCAGCCUGGCAGCGACACGCCCACAAGCGUGGAAGGAUCAGGGCGGUCACUUGACAUCCCGCAUGACGACGGGGACGUCGUAAGUGCACACUCCGACUCUGAAGAUGAGAGUUGA